UUACUUGAGCUAUGUGUCUUUUCUCCCCUGCUGAGGCAGAGGUUGUAAAUUCCUGGCUGAAGUCAUUGUUAGUGUGGACAUGGUGCUUGGAUCGAAUCCCAUCUUUUUUUUUUUUUCCUCCCUCUCUUCCCGCACGCGAGCUUUUUAAGCGCUGCGCGAGACACAAACCGUUACAGCGCGCGCGGUCUGGACAUCCGUGAGAUCUACCGUGAGGGAAAACAACCGCCUCUUUUACACAGCCUUACAUUUUGCCCCACGCACCUAUCUCAGCUCCAUCAUGACAGAGCGCUUCAACUGCUUCUACUGCAGAGAUGACCUGCAUGGCAAGAAGUAUGUCCAGAAGGACGAGAAGCACGUGUGCACGCGCUGCUUCGACAAGCUAUGUGCCAACACCUGUGCAGAAUGCCGCCGACCUAUUGGAGUUGAUGCUAAGGAGCUGACUCAUAAGAACCGCCACUGGCAUGAGGACUGCUUCCGUUGUGCCAAGUGCUACAAGCCGCUGGCCAAUGAGUCUUUUGCAGCUAAAGACGAUGGCAAGAUCAUGUGCGGGAAAUGCGGUGCCCGUGAGGACUCGCCCCGCUGCCAGGGCUGCUACAAAGUCAUCAUGCCUGGGUCUCAAAAUGUUGAGUACAAGCAUAAAGUGUGGCACGAGGAGUGCUUUAUCUGCUUUGAGUGUAAGCAGCCAAUCCGUACUCAGAGUUUUCUGACCAAGGGGGACGAAUUCUACUGUGGCACUUGCCAUGAGAAGAAGUUCGCCAAGAACUGUGCCCGCUGCAAGGAGCCCAUCACCUCUGGUGGGAUCAACUAUCAGGACAAACCCUGGCACUCUGAAUGCUUUGCGUGCAAAACCUGCAAGAAGUCGCUGGCUAACGCUCGCUUCACUGCUCAUGAGGAGGAUUUCUACUGUGUGGAUUGCUACAAGACCUCCGUGGCCAAGAAGUGCUCUGGAUGUCAAAAUCCCAUCACUGGUUUUGGCAAAGGGACAAAUGUGGUGAAUUAUGAGAACCACACUUGGCAUGAGUACUGCUUUAAUUGUAAGAAGUGCUCUUUGUCCCUGGCCCACAAGCGCUUCGUCAUGCAUGAAGAGAACAUCUACUGCCCUGAUUGUGCCAAAAAGCUGUGAGACUGCAGAUGAUGUUCUUUCCAGAUUUCAUUUUAAGGAAAGGUUUCCACCCUGUACUGGUAGCGAAUGGAAUUCAUUAUUAGCAUUUUUGGUAUGUUCUUUGAAACAGUAAUUCAUUAAGCAAACAAACAUUUAAAAGAAGAAAAAAAAGUGUCCUAGUGAGGAGAUUGAAACAGGUGGCAUUUUCUAUAGAGUGGUGUGUAAUUAGUGCAAUAAAUACACAUUUAUAUUCAUUUAUCUGUAACUUCACAGCAAUACAUGAGCGUCUCUGGUGAGCAGCCAUAGUGAAAUAUUUUAGAUUAAAUGUAUGAAACCAUGCUAAGGCAGGCUUUACUGGAAGAUUUCUCAUCGAAGAUUUAAGGCAAACUGUUUCAUGCUGUUUUGUGGAAAUGUAUUUUGUCUGUUUAACAUAACACUUGAGUAUUACGUUUUUGGAAUUACGACGCGCGACACAUUCAACACGAAUCCUUUGGCAUGCAACAAUAUUAGUAUAUACUUUAUUCAUGGCAUUUUGGGUGAAGUAACAAUGAAUCUGAACAAUAAAUUUCAAGCUUCAACUAAA
This is a messenger RNA of Neoarius graeffei (lesser salmon catfish), 1685 nucleotides long. It is a transcript of the gene fhl1a, whose product is annotated as four and a half LIM domains 1a. Bases 278 to 1123 code for a protein of 281 amino acids. Gene Ontology annotation, molecular function: transmembrane transporter binding. NCBI's taxonomy places the organism in Eukaryota, Metazoa, Chordata, Actinopteri, Siluriformes, Ariidae. The record is from RefSeq and is a predicted model, not a curated record. The transcript has 6 exons. Gene Ontology annotation, biological process: muscle organ development.